AUGUUCGCCCAAACCACCAGCGCAGAAGCAGCACCCGCACCCGCAGCAACACCAAGCUACACCACAUGGCAGCCACGCCGACCACGAACAUCCAGCACAACCAGCACAAGCUCAAACACCUCCAGCUCCUCCCUCCAACCCCACCCCACAUCAACACCCCCAGAAAUAUACCCAACAGGCCGCAAAUCCCUCUCAGCAAUCUCCCUCCGCGCAUUCCUCCUCGGCACAACACUUGGCCUAUCAACCAGCCUAACAAUCUACCUCGCCCACCACUCCUCCCCAGCCUGGCGCAUCCCAUUCUUCACAGCAUCCCUCUCGCUCUUCCACUUCCUAGAAUUCUUCAUAACAGCCCACUACAACACCGCAACAGCAAGCGUCUCCUCCUUCCUCCUCUCCUCCAACGGCUGGGCCUACAACGCCGCCCACGGCUCCGCCCUCCUCGAAUGCGCCCUGGAACUAUGGCUCUGGCCCACUGCUCCAACACGCCACUCCGCCAGGAUCCUCUCACCCCUCUGCGUCAGCGCAGGCCUCGUCCUCGUCCUCGUGGGCCAAAUCGUGCGCUCGCUGGCCAUGGCUCACGCGGCCGCGAAUUUCAACCACCACGUUCAAUCCAGGCAUAAAGAUGGCCAUGUCCUCGUUACGAGCGGUAUCUAUGCGGUCCUCCGCCACCCGAGUUAUUUCGGGUUCUUUUGGUGGGGGCUGGGGACGCAGUUGGUUUUGGGAAAUGGGGUUUGUUUUGUGCUUUAUGCGGUUGUUUUGUGGAGGUUUUUUGAUGCGAGGAUUCGGACGGAGGAGUCGUUUUUGAUUGAUUUCUUUGGCGAUGAUUAUGUUCGGUUUAAGAAGGGUACGCGUGUGGGUAUCCCGGGCAUUGCGUAG
Penicillium manginii is the source of this 876-nucleotide messenger RNA. RefSeq names its product protein-S-isoprenylcysteine carboxyl O-methyltransferase. Lineage: Eukaryota; Fungi; Ascomycota; Eurotiomycetes; Eurotiales; Aspergillaceae. Gene Ontology annotation, biological process: C-terminal protein methylation. Gene Ontology annotation, cellular component: membrane; endoplasmic reticulum. Bases 1 to 876 code for a protein of 291 amino acids. Gene Ontology annotation, molecular function: protein C-terminal S-isoprenylcysteine carboxyl O-methyltransferase activity. The record is from RefSeq and is a predicted model, not a curated record. The transcript is spliced from 2 exons.